Molecule: messenger RNA, 1062 nt
Organism: Psylliodes chrysocephalus
Lineage: Eukaryota; Metazoa; Arthropoda; Insecta; Coleoptera; Chrysomelidae
Source: the annotation of a GenBank genome assembly
AUGUUUUUUUAUUUGCAGGUUGUUGUUGGGUACUUCCUAGUACCCUCCGAAAGUACUCCUGUUAGUCUCUCGCGCUCAAAGAGAUCCUUUCAUGAACCAGAAGGUUACUGGAGCAAGAAGUUAACAUGGAAGACAGAAUGGGUAAAAAUAUGGAAGACUGAAAAGAAACUUAUAUGGAAACAAGAAUGGAAAAAAAGGCAGGUACCAGCCUGGAAGGAAAUCCAAGUUCCAAUUUGGAAAGAAAUCCAGGUACCAGAUUGGAAAGUAAUAUCCAAGCCAAUUUGGAAGGAGACACAAGUUCCGGCGUGGAAGGAAAUUCAAGUUCCGGAUUGGAAAGAAGUUAAAGUUCCAGCCUGGAAGGAAAUACAAGUUCCAGACUGGAAGGAAAUUCAAGUACCAGACUGGAAAGAAAUUCAAGUACCUGCGUGGAAACAAAUAUGGGUACCUGUUUGGAAGGAAAUUCAAGUUCCUGCCUGGAAGGAAAUACAAGUACCCGAUUGGAAAAAAUCAUACCAACCAGAAUGGGUGAAAGAGGGGAUCCAUGGAGAGCACUAUUUGGGUAAAGAUGACCAUGGUAGUGAAUACACGGCACAUGAUAUCUGGAAGAAGAAACUCAUUUGGAAACCUGUCUGGAAAAAAGUAUGGAAAACAGAGAAAAAGCAAAUAUGGAUACCUAAGAAGAAAAUGGAAUGGAAAUCCGAAUGGAAACAAAUCUGGAAAACCGAAAAGAAACAAAUUUGGAGGACGGAAAAAAAACAAAUUUGGAGGACAGAAAAAGUACAGAUUUGGAUUCCUAAAAAAGAGCAAAUUUGGAGGACGGAGAAAAAACAAAUCUGGGUCCCCAAAAAAGAGCUAGUUUGGAAACAAGAAAAAGUACAAAUCUGGAGAACUGAAAAAAUUCAAAAGUGGGUAACAGAAAAGAAAGAAAUCUGGAAAGAUGAAUAUAAACAAAUUUGGGUUCCGGUAUGGAAAUCUAUAGAAGUACCAGCGUGGAAGAAGAUAUCAAAACCUGUUUGGGAGAAAGUCUGGGUGAAGGUCCAUAAACACCACGGCUGGGAUUAA